Molecule: messenger RNA, 1557 nt
Organism: Candidula unifasciata
Lineage: Eukaryota; Metazoa; Mollusca; Gastropoda; Stylommatophora; Geomitridae
Source: the annotation of a GenBank genome assembly
AUGGAGAGCUUAUGGCACGUUGAAAGUACCAAAAUCAUACACAUUGUCUUGUUUAUUGGAGCUCACUUUGUUCUACAGACUAACGCCGCUCGAGAGUGUCCUUUCAACCCAGCACCAUGUGUGUGUCCUUACGGAACACUCACAUGCUCAAGUGUAGAAGACCUCACUGCUCUGUACCAGGAAGUCGGGGACCUUAACAUCACCAGCAUUUAUUUUAGGGGCGGAAACAUCACCAGCAUAUCCGGAAACAAUCUACCUCCUGGACUUGAAUACAUAUAUUUCAGUAAUCAGCCACUAACCAAUAUUUCGGAAGAUGCCUUAAACAGCUCGGCGCAAACGUUAAACUCCCUGACCAUCAUUGGUGCCCAGUUCCUUCAGUUACCGAAAGCCUUGCUCGUGUUGACAAACUUGACCAGCCUAAGAAUUCAGGACGCACCCAUACAGAAUUGGGACGACUCUGUACUAGAACAUAUUACAGCCAACGUUAAAUACCUUCAGUUGAAGAAUGUCAGUUUAACGAUAUGGCCUCGCUCGAUUUCGUCAUCUCGAACACUAGUCAGUCUAGAUUUAAGCUAUAACCCUUUAAAAUAUAUCCCUGAUGACGCUUUUCAAUUUCUAAACUACACUCUCAAGGACCUUGACCUGAGCCAGACUGGGCUAACAAAAGUACCGAUGGCCUUGUUUAGCUUGUCAAACUUAAGCAGGCUUGAUCUAAGCGGUAUUGCACUGUCAAAUGUCACUGACAUCGAACAACUGGAAUCUAUGCCGUUUGCCACAGGCCUGGUUUUCAUCACAUUAGAAUCGAGUCAAAUAAAAACAAUUUUGAACUUUUCAUCUUUUACAAGUCUUGAUACAAUUACAUUAAACAACAACAGCAUUACUGAUGCUACCCCCGGCUCUUUCCCGCCAUCUUUAACAUAUCUCUCUCUUAAGGAGAAUCGGCUCACUGCAGUGCCAACAGCGAUUGCUCACCUACCACAAUUGGCAGAGUUAUUUUUAUCACAUAAUCAGAUCGCUAGCAUUGAACCCGGCUCUCUCCCGCCUAGUCUGACUACACUAGACUUGUCGUAUAACAAAAUAUCUGUGAUAACCAACACAUCAUUCAUCAACAUGAAAAACGUAACAUACUUAAGUCUUUACAGCAAUCCUAUAUCAAUAAUAGAUCCUUCAGCAUUCUCAGAUCUUGUGUCCCUGAAAUAUCUUAACCUUGGUCGUUCAUCCCUCAUGGAGAUCCCGCUUGCUGUCACAUCCCUGCCGGCAGAUAUAGACUUGAGCAUGUUCGAGACUGGUUACAUAAGAUGUCCUUGCCCACCACCUCAAGAGCUGGUCGACUGGUUUGCGUUGACAAAUGGAACUGUUCCCUUUUUCAUGAGCUGCGACAGCUACCAGUCUGCUGAACAGUACCUGACUACCGGCUGUGUUUCUACUUCUACUACAAUUACCACAGUUGCCCUUACAGAUACCACUCAUAGAGGCAGUGCCACUUCUCUUCAGAGAGCGCUCUUCUCUAUACGGGGUUCUCUUCUCAUACUGACGACUGCAUUCUUGAUGUACUAG